AUGACCACGUUCUUGGCCAUGCCAAAUUUCGGGGAAGACCUUCUUUUAGCAUGCGCUGAGCUUACGAUUCGAUCCCCCGUCGAUGAGGUUUUCGCCAUCCCGGAGUUGCUGGAGCGCAUCAUUUUACACUUGGAUAUCCGUACUAUCUUAACCAGAGCCCAGCUCGUCAAUAGGACUUGGAAAACAGUCAUCGAAGAGUCCAACUGCAUUCAACAAAAACUCUUCUUCAAGCCCAUCGUCGCGAGGAGAGUCGAAGAUGUCACUCAGAAUCGUGUCAAGAACCCACUACUCAAAUCAAUAUUCAGUGCGUGGUUCGAGGAACGGCGGGACUACAGCACAGAAAGCCCCUUCGAGUUUCUCCUUACGCCCAAGAGAGAUGCCUUUCUUCGGAAAGGGGCAAGCUGGCGCAGGAUGCUCGUUCAGCAGCCCGCGUGUCCGAAACUGGGGCUGAUACAGAAAUAUCCCACGCACUUCCUCUCGAAUAUGAAAUUCGCGAGCGCGGUUCUCGAUUACUCCCGAGAAGACGGCAGUGUCGCCGGUGUGAGAAUGGGCGCCAUGUACGACCUCGUCUACCGCAUCAUGGCCCAUCGAACAAGCAAGUGCGGUAUGGGCAUCCUUUGGCGCCAACCCGAGACGGAACCGGCCGAGCUCGAAAAGUAUUAUUACGUUAGGGGUCAGCACGAGGUCGUCAUCAAGCAACAUUACACAGAUGAUAUUGGAAUUGUCAUUCUGCAAGAUUCAAAGACGCCUGGUCUGGCUACAGGCGCAGGUGCUGGUCUUGGACAUGCCUGGCGCAUUUACGCAGAAGACUUCCUUGUGUGGAGGCUAUUUGUGGGAAACUUCGAGACUGAGUAUCGCAGUGAGGGGUAUGAGGAAGUGGAAGUACGCUUUGAAACCAAGUUCGAGCAAGAUCUUGCUGCGGGACUCGGAUACUGA
Messenger RNA from Colletotrichum karsti, 936 nucleotides. RefSeq lists its product as uncharacterized. The transcript has a single exon. NCBI's taxonomy places the organism in Eukaryota, Fungi, Ascomycota, Sordariomycetes, Glomerellales, Glomerellaceae. The record is from RefSeq and is a predicted model, not a curated record. Gene Ontology annotation, molecular function: protein binding. Bases 1 to 936 code for a protein of 311 amino acids.